Vicia villosa (hairy vetch) is the source of this 3191-nucleotide messenger RNA. RefSeq lists its product as uncharacterized. Lineage: Eukaryota; Viridiplantae; Streptophyta; Magnoliopsida; Fabales; Fabaceae. The record is from RefSeq and is a predicted model, not a curated record. Bases 264 to 1973 code for a protein of 569 amino acids. The transcript has 3 exons.
GUAAUAUAAAUCAUUUAAGUUAUUAUUUUUAAUUGAAAAUAAUUAUUCUGAAAAUUAAUUAUUCCAAUAAUUUCAAUAAAACGUAAGUUAAAAAAUCAAAACCCUAAAUUGUUCAACCAAACCCAAAUUCAUCUAUCUGAAAACCCACCCACUUCAUCUCCUACCUCUCUCUCGAACCCUACUCAAACACUCAAACACUCAAACACUCAAACACUCUGAACACUCAAACACUCAAACACUCAAAACCUACGGCAGUGGCAGAGAUGACACAAAGCGACCACGCAGGGACCGGUUCACACAGUGGCGACAUUCCACCCAUUCCUCUUUCAUCGAAGAACAAAGAAGAUGUCAGAUUUUGUUCGAGACCAGUUCAGAGUCAAACCAUUAAGCUUAGAAUUCAUCAUAUGGGAGAGUUAGUAGAUCAUCCUGUUAAAUGGUAUGUUAAUGGAUUAGUGUCUGAGAUGGAUUGGCUGUGGGAUACAGAUUACAUGUCAUAUAUGCAGUUUGAAAAAUUGAUCAGAAAAGAGGGAUAUAGGAAUAUCAAAUGCAUGUGGUAUUGGAACCCUAAGUAUAGGUUUAGUCGUGGUCUGAAACCCCUUAACUGUGAUGGUGAUGUUCUUAUGUUGAUUGAGGACUUAAAAGGAUUUGACUUGGUGGAUAUUUAUGUUGAGCAUACAGUAGAAGUGUUAGGGGAUGAAGACAUAGUAGAUCAUUAUGAUGAGGAUGGUGGCCCAAAUUGUGCUGAGGAUGAAGUUGAUAGUGAUGUUGAAGUUGUAGGGGAUGCUGAUAUGCCUAAGAAUGUAGAUGCAAGUGACAAUGAAAUGGAUGUGAAUGAAGCUAACAGAGGAGAUGUGGAUACUGAACAUGUUGAGACUGAACAUGUUGAUGUUGGAAUAGAAGAUGAUGAAGAAGAUGAAGACUAUGUGGCUGAUACUGAGAUAGGUAGUUUAUCUGAUGAGGACUUAGAAUGCAGUGAUGACUAUGUGGAACAAAGUGAGGAUUUGGAUUGGACAUCAGUGAUGCAAUGUGAUGAGGAUCAUGAUAAGUCUAGAAAAAGUGAUGAGGAUGAUGAUUCUGAUGUGCUGCAUACACCUGAUGGUAGUGGUAAUGAUGAGGAACAUGAAAAGUUUCCUUCUUAUAAAAGAGGUGAGUCAUCAAAGUUUGAGCUUGGUAUGGUCUUCAGUAACAAAGAAAUGGUGAAGGAUGUUGUCAAAGACUAUGGUAUGGAGAACAACAAAAAUGUUGUCAUAAAGAAGAAUGAGGCAAAGAGAAUGGUGAUUAAAUGCAUGGAAGGAUGCAAUUUUCACAUGAGAGUUAGUAAGAGGGUGGGGAAUCAGUAUUGGCAAGUGGUGAGUUUAAUAGAUGAACAUAAUUGUGCUAGGACUCCUUAUAAUAGACAAGCAAAGACUAACUGGUUGGCUAAGAAGUUUGGCCACAUUCUGAGGCACAACCCUGACAUGAAACCAGCAGGAUUGGUUGCCCAAGCUCUUGAUAGAUGGGGAGUAAAGUUAUCACAUGACCAGGCUUAUAGGGCUAAAAGGAGGGCCAUGGAUAUGUUGCAAGGGGCUGGUAUGGAACAAUUUCAACAUUUGAGGAGGUAUGCCCAAGAAUUGUUGACAUCCAACCCUAACAGUACUGUUGUGAUUAGGUGUGCAGACUCACAUGAAGGCCCUGUCUUUGAAAGAAUCUAUGUAUGUCUAGAGGCUUGCAAGUAUGGCUUUGCAAAAUUCUGCAGGCCAUUAAUAGGGUUGGAUGCUUGUUUUUUGAAAGGUGAUUUUGGAGGGCAGUUGAUGGCAGCAGUUGGUAGAGAUGGAAAUAAUAAGAUUAUGCCCAUUGCAUAUGCUGUGGUGGAGGCUGAGACAAGAGAUUCUUGGGAUUGGUUCAUCAAACUUCUAUUGGAAGACUUGGAAGCUAUAAACCAAAGAGCCUAUGCUUUUAUCUCAGACCAACAAAAGGUACAUUCAAACUUGUAAUUAGUUAUCAUUUUUUAAACCAAUGAGAUUACUUAUCAUUCAAACUUGUUUUCUUUAUAUGGCAAGGAUUAAUACCAGCAAUUCAAAGUGUGAGUGCUCAUGUUGAGCAACGCAUAUGUGUGAAGCAUCUAUAUGGGAAUUGGAAGAAGAAGAAUCCUGGUCUUGAAUUCAAAGAGGUUAUGUGGAGUGCAGCAAAAGCUACAACUGUUCCAUCAUGGGAAAGGGCAAUGUUAAAGAUGAAAGGCAUGAAAGAAUCUGCUUGGAAGGAGAUGGUGGAUGUCCCUGCAACUUAUUGGAGUCGGUCUCACUUCAAUACCUAUUCCAAAUGUGACCUCCAGGUAAACAACAUGUGUGAAGCUUUUAAUAGGGCUAUUCUAGAAUAUAGGGAUAAGCCAAUUAUCACUCUAUUAGAAGGGAUUAAGCAUUACCUUACUAAGAGGAUAACUAAGAUGCAAGAGUUAAUGAAUACCUAUAGUGGUGAUAUAUGUCCUAGAAUACAAAUGGUGCUAGAAAAAAACAAGAGAAAUGCAACACAUUGGACUCCCACAUGGCAUGGUGAUGAUGACAUGGCCAUAUAUGGUGUCACUAAUGGAGUUGACACAUAUGUUGUUAACCUCAAGCAAGAGACUUGUGCAUGUAGGAAGUGGGAUUUAACUGGCAUCCCUUGUAGCCAUUCUAUCACAUGUAUCUGGCAAAACAAGAAAAAACCUGAAGACUAUGUAUCUGAAUACUACAGGAAGGAUACUUUCAAGAACAUCUACUCACACAUUAUUUACCCCACUAAUGGUCCACAAUUGUGGCCUUUGGAUAACCAAUCCACCAUGAAUCCACCAAUUAUGAGAAGGGCCAUAGGUCGUCCCAAGAAAAUGAGGAACAAAGCUAAUGAUGAGCCAAGACUAAAGCAUGUACUGCCUAGGAAACUUGCAACAGUAACUUGUCAUAAAUGUGGAGGAAUGGGACAUAACAAGAGAAGCUGCAAAGGCAAGACAGCUGCUGAUAGGGCCAUCCCAAAAGGGGGAAACAAGAAGAUUGCUGGUGGACAGAAGAAGAAAAAAAAGGCAAAUGAAGAGGAGAUUGGAAACUCAUCCCAAGCACCAAUGGCUACACAACCAUCUCAGCCUGAGCAGUAGUGUCUAGAAUUUUGGAUAAUUAGUGUUUUGGAUAAUUAGUAUUUUGGAUAAGUUGUAUUUUGGUACUUGUAUUUUGGAUAACCUAGUU